GUUAAGAAAUAAUGGUAUAAAAAUAAAAGGUAACUUAGUUUUUUAAAAAAUACAAUCAGGACAGGCCAGAACAUAAUGGUGUAAAGUAGAGAGAGAAAAGGCCAAAAGAGGACAGAGCCUGCCCUGGCACGACCCUGCAGCUGGAGUGCAGCUGGUAGAAAAGCCCAGGUACUUUCCAGAAGACAGUGACCUUGGAGAUAAGAUAAUAGUGUAUUUUAAUGAGAAGCCCAAAGAUAGACGAACCAAACGAACCAAUGUUUUAAUGGUGUAAAUAUGACAGACCAGUAAAAUGACCUGGGAGGCGUGGAAAGUCACAGCCAAAACUGUAUAAAAAGAGGGACAAAAGCCAGUACAGUUUGAGGCAUUUCCAGUGUAUCAUGUAUACACUGUGAACUGUUCUCGGGUUUCUUUGUCGACAAUUAAACUCAGUUUGUUGUUGAGGUAAACACCCGGGUAUUUGUACUCCUCCACAAUCUCAAUGUCCAAGCCCUGGAUGUUCACCAGUGCAGUGAGAAAUAACUUCCUGCUGAAGUCGAUCACCACCUUCUUCGUCUUGCUUGGGUUUAUGUGCAGAUUGUUCUUACCACACCAGUUAACAAAGUUGGUGAUGACCUCCCUGUACUCCAGAUCGUUCCCCUGACAGACACACCAUGACAAUGGCUGUGUCAUCAGAGAACUUCUGGAGGUGGCAGCUGUCACUGUUGUGUCUGAAGUCUGAUGUGUACAGGGAGAAGAGGAAGGGGGACAGUACUGUACCCUUCAUCAGACACACAGUCAUGAAGCCUCACGUACUGUGGUCUGUUGGUGAGGUAGUUGGUGGCCCAAGCAGCCAGGUUACAGUCCACUCCAGCUCCUUCCAGCUUCCCCCUGAGCAGAGAUGGUUGUAUGAAAGGCAUCUGUGCAGCAGGUAGAUGACAGUGUCUUCCACACCAAUGCCGGGCCUGUAGGCAAACUGCAGGGGAUCCAUCGCAUCACUCACCAGGUGUUAGAGGUGGCUCAGGGCAAUCCUCUCCAUUGUCUUCAUCUGGUGAGAGGUUAGGACUACUGGCCUGAAGUGUUUCGGCUCACUGGGAUGCACAGUCUUUGGAACUGGGACCACGCAGGAUGUUUUCCACAGGAGCGGAACUUAGACGAAGGCUCAAGUUAAAGAUGUGCAGAAAAACCCCACAGAGCUGAUCUGAACAGUCCUUGAGCAGUCUGGCACUGAUGCCAUCAGUGCCUGUAGCCUUCCUCACCUUGAUCAUCCUCAACUCCCUCCUCACCUGGUCAGAUGUCAUGGAGAGGCAGGGAGGGGGAGUGACUCCUGCUGAGAGUGGUGCAAGGAUCAUCCUGUUGAGUGUGAUGGGGGGGUGGAGUGGGGUGUUGAAGGAGAAGAAGGAGGGGGAGUAUGAAUUAGAGGUGUCAGACCAUAAGGUCUGGGAUCAUGUGGGUGGGGGAGGGGACAGGGACAGGGACACAGUCAAAUCUGUUGAAAAACAGGUUCAGUUCGUUUGCCCAUUCUCUGUUGCCAGAUUCUGGGCCUCAUCCACUGUCCUUGCUGUGUCCAGAGAUGGUUUUUAGGCCUCUCCAGACCCCUCUGGUGUUGUUCCCCUGAAGGCGCUCCUCAAAGCUUCUUCUUGUAGCUGUCCUUGCCCCUUCUUAUCUCCCUCCUCAGCUCCUUCUGCACCCUCUUCAUCUCCUCCUUAUUCCCAGUUCUAAAAACCUGCUACCUCUCAUUCAACAGGGUUUUUAAUUCUGGGGUUUGUUGUUGGAGAAACAACACACCUUCUUUGUAGGCACAGUGUUCUCCACGCAGAAGUUUAUGUAGUCUGUGAUGCAGGUUGUCAAACUGUCAAUGUCCUCCCCAUGUAGCCCACAAAUACAUAGCACCUCCCAAUCCGUGGUGUCAAAGCAGUCCCUCAGAGCCAUACUGGCCUCCUCAGUCCAUCUCCUCACAUACCUUUUGGUAGGUGGUUGUUUAUUUACCAAGGGUAUGUAGACAGGGACCAGAUGCACCAGGUUGGGGUCAGAUCGGCCCAGUGGGGGGAGGGGUGAAGAGCUGUAUGCACCCUUGAUGUUUGCAUACAGCAAGUCCCAUGUCCUGUUGUCCCUGGUGUUGCAUUUCACGUAUUGAGUGAAAGUGGGGAGAGUGGAGGACAGGGAAGCAUGAUUAAAGUCACCGGAGAUCGUGAUACAAUAGUGUGCAGGAGCUUGGGGGGGGCUAGCAGCUCAAUGUCCCUGUUGCAGAACUGUUUCUUUACCCUGAUGUGACCUGGGUCGCACCAUCUGUCGUUCACAAACAUCACAAUGCCCCCUCCUCCCUUCUUACCACUCUCCUUUGUGUUGCUCAGUGCUAACAGCUGAUCCUAUACAAUGGAGCCGUGGCUGAAAGGGUCUCCUGAUGCCAUUUCAAAGAGUCCAAGCAGUAAAAAUACACAUAUUUCUAACCUUGCCAGUUGUACAUCCAUAGGAUUAACUUCCGACCGAGGUUGGUGACAGAAAAGACACAACAAAUGAUGAUGAUAAUGAUAAAAAUAGAGACAGCCAGUUAGUGAAAAUAACUUCACAGCUGAUUACUCUCCCCUUAGCCUGAGUUUGUACAGCAGAGGAUUGGAGCAGCAUUUUUGGAUGUUUGUAAAUUGAGGAUAAUCCUGGAGUCUCUGACAAGUGACUCAGUUAUGAUACUGGAGCUAUAAAUUACACACAUGCAGUGUGGAAACUGUACUGCAUUCAUUCAUUCAUUCAUUAUAUAUACUGCUGGUACUUAAAGGUGGCAGGAGCCUGGAGUCCUUUCCCAGCUGGUUAGUGAAAGUAACUUCCCUGUUACAUCUGAUUAUUUUCAUCCUGGCCUCUCCCAGCGUGAGUGAGAGGCAGGGUACACCCUGGACAGAUCACCGGUCUAUCACAGGGCCAACAAAUACAAACAACCAUUCACACCUACAGGGAAUUUGAAAUAACCAGUCAACCUAACCUGCAUGUCUUUGGACUGUGGGAGGAAGCCAGAGAGAACCCACACACAGGAACAGGGAGAAAAACCCCAGAUGAACCAAGGAUUGAACCUGGAACCUUCUCGUUGUGAUGCAACAGUGCUAACCACCACCCCACUCUACCACCCGAAACUGAACUUACAAAUUAGAAAAAAAAAAACAACAAAACUAGCAAUAACAAGUAAACAAGCAAAUUACAGUGUGAUUUAUCAUCUCUGUGCAGGAACUGCAGUAAGUUUGAGAAGACUGAGACAGUCACACAAGUAGGAACACCUCAGUAUGUAGUGGUUGGUUGUUUGGCUCUGCUUAGAGAUCUUUAAAAGUCACCACUGUUGCAAGAUUAGAAAAUGUAGAUAAUCUGCAGUCUGCAGCCGAGUCACAUGACUGUGUGGGAAUGAACUGAACGUAGUCAGAAUAUGAUCAAAGUCAAUGGAAGUAGUCAGCUUCUGUUGAUAAUAUCUCACAGAGACAGAAAGCCACAUGAGGGCUUCAAAUGCAAAACCAAACAGAGCUUCUUUAGCUCAGAAUUGUUACAGGUGAAGAUUUAGAUUUAUAGUUAAACAAAUGAAGAUUCUGCAGUCAAAAUAAACAACUUCUGUUUACAGAUGAACCACUUCUGUACAGACACGUUUAACAUCAUGUAGAUAAUGAUCUGAUGUGGUCUGUCAGAGGAAGUGGUAUAAAACCAGCCCAUCUCCUCAUUUUCCGAUAGCGACUCUGUAACGUCCAGUCUAUCCUGAUGAAGAAACUCUGCUCAGAGGAUGUAUUCUAACCUCCUGUACUGUAAAUGGUUGAAGCCCUUGGUGAGUAAACAGCUGUUAAUACUGAUGUUAGCUAUGUAGCAAUAGCUAAACUUACAAAUAGCUCCUUUAAAUCAUCUUCAUCUAUUUACAGAAGAUAAUUCUGUUACCUGCUGCUGUUUCUGCCUCGUUUUGGUUUGAAGUGUUUUCCGUAUUCUAACCUUGCUACUUGAAACCAUUUUAAAAGACUAUUUUAAAUAAAUUUUAACCAGCUGAUGUCUUCAGUUCUGCAUCAGUCCAACAGAUAAUCAGCUUCUGAACAGCACUGGCUGGUGGAGGAAACAGUUCAACUGAUCAGGAGCUAAAGUCAGUAAUUCUAUAAAACUUAACAUUAAAUUAGUUGUUAGUUCAUUUGUUCAUUUACCUGUUUUAUAAAACAUUUCAUCACUGUUCUCAUUUUCAAACAUCAGUUUAUGUAUUUAGUUUUAGUUUAAUCAUGAUGAAAAAAAAUAGUCAAAAAAUAGUUUUGAUGGAUGAAAUUAGACUAGACUUAGACAGACUUUUAUUGUCAUUCAAUAUGCAGCAAGUGUAUACAGAACGAAAUUUCGUUUGCAUAGGCCUCAGUUUUUCAGUUUCAAUGUAGUGCAAAUGUAUAUGCAAAAAUUCUGCAAGAAGAAUGGGAAUGUAUAUACAUAAAUAUUAAAUAUGUACAGCAGGAUUUUAUGUGCAGCAGGAUUAUAUGUACAGCAGGAUUAGACAGAAGUGCUUAACGCUGUGCUGAGAGCAGAUGAUGUUUAAAGUUUUAUAUCUGACUUUCUAAAGCGUCAUUAACUUACAAAUGAUUAAAUCUAUGAGCUGAGCUGAGCUGCAGCUAAGAGGAAGAACUGACCACACUCCUGCUACUGUUAACUGGUUCUGGUCCUCGUCCUAAAGCCUUAAGUUUCGAGUGAUAUUUUAGAUUAUGUCUUUCUGUUUACUCCUCAUUAAAGCCUCCACAAACAUGAGUGACCUGGUGAGUUUGAGACUGAACUCAUCCUUCAACACGUCCUUCAUUAUAAACCAGACCCCUGACAACUCGACAGACUGUGCUCAGGUCGACACCUCAGCCCAGCUCCUCUUCAUACCUAUCUACAGUCUGGUGUUUCUGGUGAGUCUUCACAUCACACUCACAUUUGUUGUGCUGUUCAAACAUGUUUUCCAUAAGAAAUGAUACUAGUAAUGUCUUCAGCCAUUUAACAGUUUUUAUGAAAUGAAAACACUUCAUCAGGCUAAAGGACUAAGUAGCUCCACCCUACAAAAGAACAAUGACCUUUUUAAUCCUGUGUUUUAUGGAUCAUCCCUUGCUGAUUUAACCAUUCUGUUAGCUUAACUUCAGUCUGUUAGCAUGGGAUCAUGAAUGAUCCCUGUUCUGGACCUUUUUCACAAAACUGACUCUUCAGAACAAGUCAGCUGGAAACAUUAAAGUCUGUCAGAGACAUUGUUUUCAACCAGCUCAUGAAGCUAACUUUAGCUGAUGAAAUCUGCAAGCAACAGUUUCAGCCUGAAACACUGACAGUCACUGGUGAGAAGGUGCUUUUGUUUACCCCUGUCUGUGAUGAAGGACCCAUUGUUCCUGCCUUCUCCAUGUUUCCUCUGCAGGUGGGUCUUCUACUCAACAGCUUCACCAUGAAGUUUUAUUUCUGCCGAGGCCAACAGAGGUCGUCCAGCAGCAUGAUGGUCUACCUGAAGAACCUGGCAGCUGCCGACUUCCUGUUCUGCCUCUGUCUCCCCCUCCGCAUCGCCAAAUACUCCAACUGCUCCAUCACCAUCCACCAGAUCUUCUGCUCCUUUGGUGCCUCCGCCUUUUACCUCAACAUGUACGCCAGCAUCCUGUUCAUGGGUUACAUCGCUGCUAACAGGUAUCUGAAGAUCGUCCAUCCUUCACAAACUCACAUCCUGCAGACCAAACGGUCUGCCCACAUCAUCUCCACAGUCACCUGGGUUUGUCUCCUGGCCUUGAUGAUCACCUUCAUCACCCUGUUGCUCCUCACUCAGGAGCCUCUGACCUCUGUCCCUGAUAAAUGUGAUGUUCUGUACAGUCCAAUGACAAUCCUGCUCUUCAAAAUCAUCCACAUCUGCUCCACCACUGUCUUCCUGUUUGUCCUGAUCUCCCUGGUCUUCUUCUACUACAACUCCUCCCGCAAGGUGUUGCUGGCACAGCAGAGGCAGCCAACCUCCUCUGACUCUAAGAAGCUUGUGAAGUCCCGCAGGAACAUGUUGGUGCUGGUCAGCGUCUUCUGUGUUUGCUUCGUCCCCUACCACCUGGUUCGCCUUCCCUACACCUUCCUGUGGAGGAGGUGGUCUGUGAACCAAGUGUUCCGCUAUCUGCAGGAAGUGACCAUCACAGUGUCGGUUUUAAACAUCUGCCUGGACCCACUCAUCUACUUUUUCCUCUGCACGGCGUUCAGGAACCAGCUGAACCCGAGGAAGGUGUUUAACACCGUAAGAGUGAAUAUGCAAACACCAAACUCAGAGACAAGAAGCAGCACAGAGAAUCUGAGCACCAUCGGCAUUAACUCAGCUAACAACAGCCAGCAACACAAAUGAGCUGUUACUGAAAGACACACCACACACCACAACCAUGCAUGUGAUAAAACAGACACCAGUUAGUGAAAUUAACUUCCCUGUCACAGCUGAUUAUUUUCAUUCCCACCACUGAGUCUCUACAGACGACCUGACCUGAAUAAUAAAUCUUAUUUUCAACCACCACACAGGAUGUGAUGGUGUUUUGUGGUGUCUCAGGAGCUGAUUUGACGCAGCUGUACAGAUUGUGUGCAAGACAAUGACAUCAGGAGAGUGAGGAGAGCAGUGCUUGACCAGUUAAAGAUAAAAAUAAAUGCCAAUUAGAACAACACUGAAGUGAUAUAUCUCCUCUUGUCUCAGAGCCACAUUCUGUUCUAUAAGGACCUAAGGUUGCCUGUUUUCCUCUUAGACUUAGACUAGACUUUAUUGAUCCCUUUGGGAUGACUCCCUCAGGGAAAUUAAGUAAGUAACUAUCCACUCUUUUCAGGAACAGCUCAGUAUGUACUGGUUGGUUGUUUGGCUCUACUUACCAAUCUACAGAAGUCAUCACUGUUGCAAGAUUAGAAAUGUUGAUAAUCUGCAGUCAUUUGUUAAUCAAAGCAGCCUUCAACUCACCAAGUCACAUGACUGUGUGUGAAUGAACUGAACAUAGUCACUGUUGUGGAGCUGUUAGCUUAGCUUGUUCUUCAGACACUUAUCACCCACAAAUUCAAAAUAAUGAGACUAUUUCCGUGACAUAAAGGCCGUCCUCUUUGCCAUCUCAAUAACUACCACCACUGUGUUACAUCACCUUUUCUUCUGAUAACACUCUGGGAACUGAAGACACUAAUGGUUGAAGCUUUGAGAGUGACCAUACAUUUUCAGUGGAAGACAGGUGUGGACUGCAGGUAGACCAGUCAGUCAGACCACAGCAGACUUUCCCACUUUGGCUCAGUCAAUCUCAGAUGAGCUCAGACAUGUUUAACAUCACAUAGGAAAUUAUGUGAUAUGGUCUGUCAGAGGAAGUGGUAUAAAAACAACCCAUUCUCUCUUUCUGGUAUCGACUCUAUAUAGCAUCCAGUCCAUCCUGAAGAAGAAACUCUGCUCAGAGGACGUAUUUUAACCACCUGUACUGUAAAUGGUUGAAGCUCUUGGUGAGUAAACAGCUGUUAAUGCUAACGUUAGCUAUGUAGCAAUAGCUAAACUUACAAAUAGUCUUCUAUUUAAAGACUGAAGAUAACUGCAUCAGUCCUGACAGAUAAAUCAGCUUCUGAACAGCACUGGCUGGUGGAGGAAACUGAUCAGGAGCUACAGUCUGUGAUUCUAUAAAUCUUUACAUUAAAACAGUUGUUACUUUAUUUGUUCAUUCACCUGUUUUAUAAAACAUUUCAUUCUCAUUUUCAAGUUUAUGUAUUUGGUUUUAGUUUAGUUUCCAUCAUGAUGAAGUUAUCAACAAAUAGUUUUGAUGGAUAAAGUUAUUCCUCCAUAAAGUAAAUGUAAAAGAUUUUAAGCAGGAUGGUCUGCAGAAGACCUGCAGAAAUAUUUAAAGCCUUGUAACUAUUCCAACAUCUGUCCAACAAUCUGCCAAAGACUGUCUUCUGCAGUGAACCUCAUUGUUGUUCAGUUAAACUGAGGGGAGGUACUAUCACUCAAGAACAAUCCAUAUAUGGUUUACAUUUCAAAUUCAAGACAUUUCAUAGGAUCAAUAAUCAAAAGCAUUUCUCAUUAUGACAUGUUAAAAACAAAGCAUUUAAUUGGUUACAUUGAACAUUUAUUGAGUACUUGCAGGCGUCACCUAAAUAAAGUCAUCACACCCAGAAUAAUAAAAAAAGACCUCACACAGAUGCCUGUUAUUAUUAGAAUCAGCCCUGACAAGAGGAAAUCACCAACAGCAGGUGUUAAACACAGGCAGUUUGCAACAUAUGCAACAGUGAAAGCUGAUCAGUUCUCAAUGAUCUUUUCAGCAGUUGAAAUAAAACAGUUGGAUUCUCCUCUUGUCAACCCUUUUUUUUUGUUCUUCUUAUACAUUAGUUGGAGUUUGGGCAGAAUCAAAACUUGUUCUUUCCACAAUAUGGAUUUCAUGCAGAAAAAAAAAAUUCAAGGCAAGGCACUAUUAAUUAUAGAGGACGUUUCAAACAGAGAAAAUCAGUGUUGUGUUUGUAGCUGUGAAAAAUAAUGUCACCGUCAUGGUGAAGAUUUGACCCAGAUAAGCACGUUGAAUAAUCCAAGAAUCAAACACUGGAGAACUCCACAUGAACAGGAGAGUAAAAA
This is a messenger RNA of Lates calcarifer (barramundi perch), 8518 nucleotides long. Its product is annotated as P2Y purinoceptor 14-like. Bases 5201 to 6292 code for a protein of 363 amino acids. Gene Ontology annotation, biological process: G protein-coupled receptor signaling pathway. Gene Ontology annotation, cellular component: membrane. The record is from RefSeq and is a predicted model, not a curated record. NCBI's taxonomy places the organism in Eukaryota, Metazoa, Chordata, Actinopteri, Centropomidae. The transcript has 2 exons. Gene Ontology annotation, molecular function: G protein-coupled purinergic nucleotide receptor activity.